UCUGUGUGUCUCUGCCGCUCACACACACACAGGAGACUACAAGCAGGAAGUAGAAAAAAAGCAGACAGCAGCUGAUGAAAAUAAGGAAGUAAACGCUGUCGGAACGAAGCUGGAGCCUCUUUUUGCUGCUAUAAAGUGAAAGUAGAUCUGUCGACAGCUUAAUAAUAGACCCAGAGCACAACAGCUGUGCUAAGGAAGUUAGCUGUCAAGCUAACUCCUCCACUGACUCCAUAUUACCUCAAAACAAGCCCUAGACAAGAAAAGCAGAAGGGGGGGAGGAAGACACAGACGAACCUGCUCCUGUUAUUCCCACAAUAAUUAUCAGCCGCCAUGGACCACAAAGGGGAACCCCAGGAAGGAGCUAUGGGGCUGAAACACGAGGAGCUGCCACAGAUGGACGGAUCAUGUGAUGCGUGCGAGCCCGACGAAGCCAAACCGGCAACACAAGUGUGCUACAUCUGCAGCUUUGCCUUCUGCCCCGUCCACGCUGACAGACAUGCCAGCAGUACACAUCACCCCAUAAUGCCUUAUAACCACGAGGAGACACAAGCUAAUGGACUUGGCACCAAAAGAGACUCCAGAGUGGGAGAUGGAGCCGAGGAUGAGGUUGGUGUGGAGAGGGCAGCUGGAAUGGGCGCUAAUCAGGGAAUGGCACUACUUGGAGUGGCAAUGGCUAAUGGCGGUGAAAGCAGUGAUGCUGGGGACAGGGAGGGAGCCCAGAAUGGCCUGCAGCAGGAGGCUGAGCUGGAUGAUGGAGCCAAGGGUGCGGAGGCAGGGCAGGAGGCCGUGGCUGCUGGAGAGGCAGGGAAGAGGGACACAGUGACAGUAGAGAGACUGCGCUGCAAGGAGCACAAACAGGAGGGCUCCUUGUACUGCAAACCAGAUGAGAAGAUCAUCUGUGUGGUGUGUGCGGUGCAGGGUGAGCACCGCGACCAUGAGAUCAUCACCCUGCACGAGGCUUAUGUGUGGCAGAAGAGCCGGCAAGGUUACGACCUACUGGGCUGUACACAACAGAUGGCAGAGAAUGUCAAGACCAAGUGGAUCAACCCUGAGAUGUCGACGGAGGAGCUCGAGGCCUACGUGAACAGCCAGUUCGAUGAGCUCCGCAGACUGGUGCGCCUGGAGGAGAAGAGGACCCUUCACCUGGUGGACCUCAAAGAGGCCUUUCUGACGGCAUCUGCCGCUGAGAAAAUCGCAGAGAUCUCCGUCGAAACGGAACGCCUGCAGGAAGAGAUGGCCAACAUCACACACCAACUGUGCCUGCUGGAACAAGCCGAGGCGAUAGGUCCUGUGGCGGCAGCAGAGGCCCUCGUUGCAGCGCCUGGACCAGCCCGCAGAGUGCAGCACGACAUUGAGGCCAGGCCAAGGCUACCAGAGCCGAGGGCAGACCCAGUGAAUCCGCGGGACUUUGAUGACAAUGAUUCCGGACCAUCCAUGGACCACGCCCCCUGAUACCGGCAGACCAGACCCCUACUACAUCCACCUGUCCUUCAAUGUCUGCUUCAGGCAGCCGUCAGCCCCGUCGAGCUGUCAGCCUGGCCCUCUCCCUCCCUCUCUCUCUCUCUCUGUCAGCCAUCUCCCUUUUUACCCAUGCUCCCCCUCCUCCCCAGAGCCUGCUGGCAGUGAACUGACCUUGAAGAGGGCUUGCUGUGACAAAUAUGGAUGGCCACGUCUUUUCUGCUCUCAAACUUUUUUAAUUCCUCACUAGCUACUAACUUUCUUUAAUUGAAGCACGCAAGUUAUGUGCAAUCAAUUACCAUCAGGCUCAAUUUCCACAGCCAGUCAGAUCCUUGGCUUACUGGUGAGCCUGGCUGCCUCAGACAGGAGCCCGGGUAGGCAGCCGAGCGGAGCAUCUGUUAAGCCCAACAGAUGUCAGAAUUGGGAGAUUCUGUGGCACGGCGCGCCUCACUCUUCAUUUAUGCACAAUAUCAUUUUGUUUCUGUUGUAUUUUUUGACAAACAUUCUGGACCCUCCCAGACAUAGAAAGGGAACAUUUUUCAGAUGCCACAAUGCCUUACAUUUAAAGAGAAUAUAUUACAGAGGUGAUCCGGGUUUUAUAUUUUGAUUGUAAAAGUGUCUUGUUCUGUAAUGUUGUCUCUUGUAUUUCCCACCGUCCUGUUGCCUUCACCCCUCCUCUCCCCACAGCCUCUGCCCUACCCGCUUAUUUUUUAUGCUUGUAGAUUUGCACGCAUUUCCUCGUGUGCUUGUCAGAUCCAUUAUCAGGAGCGGGGGACAUUUUGACACCUAUUGAUUGGCGAAUGUUGCUGAGUCUUUGUUAGGUGAAAAUCGAACCGUAAUUUGACUGUGCAAAAUAGCACUCCCGCGGUAUCAGCUAUCUAUGCGCUGUAAUGUAAAGGCUCAUUACUCCUGGCCAAUCUGCAGCGUAUGACGGAUUGCAAUCUAGACGAGUGUACGCACUUUUUACCUUGACCCGCUCAGCCAUGGCUUUCAUUCAUGAUGUACCGCUGCGAGUCUGUCUGUGUCAGCAGUUUGUUUUUAAUGUGAUUGAUUCUGUUGCCUUAAAUCCAAAAUUGAAAGCGGUGUCACCUGCAAUAUGUGGGACAUGUUUGACAACAACAUGACUUUACUGUACUGUAGCACUGCACUAAGAUGCACCGAGAGUAGUAAACCCACCCAAGGGAAUUGUCAGUGUGUCAACAGCCUAUUGAAAUAACUCCAACAGCUCAGUCUUUAUUGUAGUGUAACAUCAGACAAAAGUCUGACUGUCUGAUGUCUCUUUUUGUUUUUAUUUGUCUAUUUUUGUCUUAAAUCUAUAAAUAAACAGCCACUUUCUUAGAUUGGAUGUUGAGGAUGACAUUCAUAUUUCCACUUUUGGAAAAAUUCCUGCAUUAUUUGUCUCUUGCAAAACGCCACAAACACCUGAACACCAUCAGUCAUCCGAGACACUAAUAUCAAAAAAACCUUGCAGGCAUGCGACGAUGGAUGGAGACAGGAGGAGAGAUGAAGUGCUGUAAAGAGGGGAUUCAGGAAGGGGAGGAUUUCUUGUCUUCCUUCAUCAAAAUGCAAAGCAGCAACCCAUCCAGAUAGGGCUGGGAAUAGUAGGUUUGGAAACAAAGGGGGUUGAUGGAGCAGGAGAACUCUUUAGGGUUUCUGCUUUUCCACAGAUGCAUUUAAAUGCAGACCGGUUUCAUUCCUACGGAUCGAGACGAGCCAGGACCCACUUUCAUCAACUGGCAGCCUCAAUCAGAAAGCCUUUGUCUCUCUGCUGCUCAUUUUUCUUUCUCACUUUACUUCUCUUGCCUCUUCAGAAUCACACCAUGUGGCUUACACUGGCUGCACACCUGCUUUCCACACAGAGCCGCUUCAUCAAGCCAAGAAUGCUUUCUCAGCGUGUCUGAUCCCACCGCAUUGAGAUAUUGACUCCGAGAAACUCAUUUAGCCGGUGGUCACUGCUAUCUGGGUGGUAACACAUCUGGGUUUGCAUUCUCUUGUGAGUUUCCCUUUACAGAAAUAAUGGGGCUUAAUGGUUUACCGCAUGAGGCAUUGAUCCUCAGCAUUCACUAAGCCACUGCUGACUGACCAAGCACCAGAGCACUCAAACCCUUUUAGAGAUUUUACUUGUUGUGUUUUAGUGUUUCUGCAGCUAAAUUGAUUAAAGUAAGCCUAGGAGGAGGCAUCGCCAGAUACAGGCCCUCUGCGCUAUCAAAAGGAAGGCUGGGUAAUCAUUACCCCGUCAUCUGCGUAGCCUCCGUCAUGGAGUCCGACCUGAUCAAAGAAAUAAUAACAAACCUGAAGGGGGGCAACAAUGUGCCUGUUGUCUGGGGAGGAAAUGGAGAGGAGGAGAUUGUCUGAUCUAAUUUAGCCAGGGAGACCACAAGGUUCCCUUUUUUUCCACACCCAAUUACACCUGCUCCUCCAGGUUCACUUCACCGAGCAUGUUCACACAGAGGCACAAAGAGGCGCAAAUAAACACAAGCACAGCCGCGAGACCCGCGCUUUCCUGAUGGGCAAAGAGACUAUUUGUGUAUUUGUAUUGACAUGAAUUAAUUGCUUCAUGGGUUGUGAGAUUGAAUUAGCUACGUGACGUGCGUGCAAGUGGCGAUGCAGCUUUGAUUGCCGCCUUUAAUAGAGCUUAUUUCUUUCCGCCGUCAUUUAAAAGACAGUUGGUGUCUGUGGCUUCACAGUAAUGGAGCAGCUCCACCACCCACCAACCCACCAUGACUUAAUGAUUCUGUUUAUUAGCAUGCAAGAGCUGGGAGAAAAAUAGGAAAUUUCGCUAAUAAAAGACCACACUUUGCCUUGA
Messenger RNA from Epinephelus moara (kelp grouper), 4264 nucleotides. RefSeq names its product tripartite motif containing 44 (gene trim44). The coding region runs from base 331 to 1452 and encodes 373 amino acids. The record is from RefSeq and is a predicted model, not a curated record. The transcript is spliced from 6 exons. Gene Ontology annotation, molecular function: zinc ion binding. NCBI's taxonomy places the organism in Eukaryota, Metazoa, Chordata, Actinopteri, Perciformes, Serranidae.